Molecule: messenger RNA, 1080 nt
Organism: Neopelma chrysocephalum (saffron-crested tyrant-manakin)
Lineage: Eukaryota; Metazoa; Chordata; Aves; Passeriformes; Pipridae
Product: zinc finger protein 239-like
Exons: 1
Source: RefSeq, a predicted model, not a curated record
AGGACGGAGAGCACGGAGGACAAAUCCCCCCGGCAGACCCUGGUGGGAGAGGCCGUUUUGAACGGCUCCACGGCGCAGGAAGGCAGCGGGGAGGAAAAGCCCCAGAGAUCCCUCAGGAGAAGGGGCUCCAAAAGCAGCCCAGGGUGCUCUGAGGAGGAAAGAGGCAGCCUGUGCCGGGAAGGCGGCCGGAGCUUGAGCCGGAGCUCCGAGCUGGUGGUGCAGGAGCGUGUCAGUGCCAUGGAGAAGCCCUACAAGUGCCUCAGCUGUGGGAAGAGCUACUGCAACAGGUCCAACCUCCUUGUUCACCAGCGUGUCCACACUGGGGAACGGCCCUACGAGUGUGAGGAAUGUGGGAAGACCUUCAUCUAUGGCUCCAACCUCUUCACCCACCGCCGGGUGCACACUGGGGAACGGCCCUACAAGUGUGAGGAAUGUGGGAAGACCUUCAUCCAUUGCUCCCACCUCCUCACCCACCGCUGGGUGCACAGGGGGGAACGGCCCUACAAGUGCUUGGAAUGUGGGAAGGACUUCAGUGUCAGCUCCUGCCUGAUCCGCCACCAGCAGAUCCACACUGGGGAACGGUGGCCCCGGCCCUACAAAUGUGGGGAAUGCAAGAAAAGCUUCACAUACAAUUCUCAACUCGUCACCCACCAGCGCGUGCACACAGGGGAGAAGCCCUACAAGUGCUCGGAAUGUGGGAAGAGCUUCCGCGCCAGCUCCCACCUGACCCAGCACCAGAAGACCCACACUGGAGAAUGGCCCUACCAAUGUCCCGAGUGUGGGAAGAGGUCUCGGAGCAGCUCGGAUCUCCUCAAGCACCAGCAGACGCACACGGAUGAGAGGCCCUUCCGCUGCACCGACUGCGGGAAGGGCUUCAACCAGAACUCCACCCUCGUGAAGCACCGGCGCAUCCACACUGGGGAGAGGCUCUACAAGUGUGAGGAGUGUGGGAAGAGCUUCACCUGGAGCUCUAGCUUGACCAAACACCAACGGACCCACCUGUAAGGGAAGCCCUGCGAGCGCCUUGACUGUGGGGAGAGCUUCAUCUGCUGCUCCAACUCCAUCAGCUGUCAGAGGAUC